CAGAGUGCCCGCUUCGGACCCGGCCAUCCAGUCGUUGGUGGCGGAAAGAAUCCUGAACCCCCGACUCCCCGCCGGCUCCGAGCUCCAGGCCGUGCCAUGCUCGCGCUCCGAAGCAGCCUAGCGAGGGCUCUGGGCGCACGGACGCUAGCCACUCCGGUAUACUCAUCUUUUGCUACAGGCCCCAGACAGAACGAUGGAACAUUCUAUGAAUUUCGUACCUAUUUUCUUAAGCCUUCAAAGAUGAAUGAGUUCUUGGAGAAUUUUAAGAAUAAUGUUCAUCUGCGAACAGCUCACUCUGAGUUGGUUGGAUAUUGGAGUGUAGAAUUUGGAGGUGAAAUGAAUAAAGUAUUUCAUAUUUGGAAAUAUGAUAAUUUUGCUCAUCGAACUGAAAUUCGGAAAGCAUUGGCCAAAGAUAAGAAAUGGCAGGAACAAUUUCUCAUUCCAAAUUUGGCUCUAAUGGAUAAACAGGAAAGUGAGAUUACUUAUUUGGUACCCUGGUGCAAAUUAGAAAAACCUCCCAAAGAAGGAGUCUAUGAAUUGGUUAUUUUUCAGAUGAAACCAGGUGGGCCAGCUCUCUGGGGUGAUGCAUUUAAAAGGGCGAUUAAUGCCCAUGUCAAUUUAGGAUACUCAAAACUAGUUGGCGUAUUCCACACAGAAUAUGGAUUACUUAACCGAGUUUAUGUUCUUUGGUGGAAUGAGAGUGCAGAUAGUCGUGCAGCUGGUAGACAUCAGUCUCAUGAGGAUCCGAGAGUGGUGGCUGCUGUUCGAGAAAGUGUCAAUUACCUAGAGUCUCAGCAGAAUAUGCUUCUCAUCCCCACGUCAUUUUCACCGUUGAAAUAGUUUUCCACUGAAAUACAAAGCAUUACUUUUACCACUAUAAAAUGUGUCUGAUAAUAGUGCUUAAAUGUUCUAAGCAAUUCUUUUACUUGAAGGAAGUGGUAAAUUAAUUCACCGUCUCUGCAUUUUUAAAGCCACCUCUUUCCAAUGUCAUUACCACCGGAGGAAAUGAUUUCAUUUAUUUUCAUUCUAACAAACCACUUCUGAUAUUGAAAUGAUUUUGUGCUUGCAGUAUUUUUAAAUUGCUCCUAUGUGUUUGUGUAUCAUCUCUUUUUACUGAGAUUUAAAGCUUUUGUCCUUUAAAGUUUAUUUUGUGAUGCCACAUGG
Messenger RNA from Suncus etruscus (white-toothed pygmy shrew), 1164 nucleotides. RefSeq names its product nipsnap homolog 3A (gene NIPSNAP3A). The transcript is spliced from 6 exons. Lineage: Eukaryota; Metazoa; Chordata; Mammalia; Eulipotyphla; Soricidae. Bases 97 to 840 code for a protein of 247 amino acids. The record is from RefSeq and is a predicted model, not a curated record. Gene Ontology annotation, cellular component: mitochondrion.